AAACUACAAUUGUGUAUAUUGAGUAGAGAACAGAAGUUAUUUCCAAAUAGAGAUACAGGAAACUUGAAAGUGCCUGUUCAUCGUUUAUCAGCAUUUCAGAAUGAAUCAGCAAUUUGCUAAGAUCAACAAACCUUUAUUUUGAAUUCAAACAAGAGUAUACAUUUUUAAGAAUAUAAAAAAGUUCAGACGUGACAUAGGAGUCUAAAUUUGGUAUUGAUAAAUUAAUAAAAUUUUUGGUCUGUGAGGUACCUUGGAGGUACCUUAUAUUUUACUUUCUAGGCUUGAAAACUGUUAGAAGGAUACUGACAAAUAUUAGAAGGUCAUGUACCACUGUAACCUGGUUUAGUCGUUAGAAAGUUAAGCUUUUGGGCAAAAUAAAUUACUAAGUCAAAUGGUUUUCAGAAUUAGGGAAAUUGAUUUUCAAAAUGACUUUCUGUAGUUCUCCAUUCUAGUGAGGCCAAGGCUGAGACGUCUUCAUUCACACUGUCAGUUGUAUUGGCUAUGUUUAGAGUUACCAGUCCUUACUCUUGGGCUAGUUGUCUUGCAAGUGUGUUUGUAGAGCACUGGGAUGUACUGGGGCUCUCUGUUGCCCCUCGCAGCUUCUGGAAAAGCCAUCCAAGGACUUUCCCUGAAUGCUUGGCUCAGUGGUGUUUUUCCAUGUAUAUUCAAAUAACUGUGUGAGUUUGGAAAAAUAUCUGGAUAAUGUGGGUUUUGGAUUUGUACCCAAAAUGCCAAGUCAUACAGCAGGUUCCUGCAGUGGCCAGGUACUCAUAUAUGCUGGGGUUAUGGCAGAGUCAGGUAAGGUCGAGACAUUUAAGCUAGGACCUAAAAGGUGAGGAGUUAGCUAGCUGGAGAAUAGGGGAAGUCCCAGUAUCAGACAUGGCAUAUCUAUCCAAAGGCCCUAAGGUACGAAGCUUGGCUCGUAUGGGAUGGUGAGGAAGGAUGGUGAGACUGGAGAAUAGCAAGAGAGGGAGAGAAUGGCUUGAGAUAAGGUUAAUAGAUUGAAACCCCACUAUGCAGGGCUGUCUAAAAGUGUUAGGAUUUAAAAUUGAUAAUAAGAGAACUUGGAAGAAAUGGUAGUUUUUCACAAGGAAGAAGUCACUUUGACUGAUAUGGUCACAGUAAGUUGGAGGGAACCAAGAGGAGAUUAGACUUUUAUUAAUAUUAUUAUUAUCAUGAUCAUUUAUAGCAGCUAGCGCUUGCUUGCUUGCUUUGGGCCAGGCACUGUGCUAAACCCUUUACCCUGAUCAUCUCAUGUAUAUCUCACAACCCAGUGAGAUGCUGCUGUUAUGCUGUUUCACAAUAGGGAGCUAAGACACGGUGAGGUUAAGCAAUUUGCCUACAGCUAGGAAGUGGUGGAGCUGGAAUUUGAACCCAGGCAGCUUAUGAUUGUAGACCAUGUGCUGUUAACCACUGGGCCUAUGUUUUUCAGUGCAUGGCAUGAUCCAUUAGUGGGUUGUGAAACUGGUAUUUUUUUUUUCUUUUUAAUAUAUAGAGUAGAAAGUAAUCUGAAUAAGUUACAUAAUAAGGAUAAAAUAUUGAGAGGUGAAAUGUUCACUUUUUAUGUUAUAUACUUAUAUUUGUGUGUAUGUGAGCUUAUGCGCUAUUGCAGAAGGCAAACCUGCAUUUAUCCAGGCAAGAGCUGAUGCUGAUUUUUACUGGAAUUGGUGGGAGUGAAGACGGAGAGAAGCGGAGCUCAGUGUUAAGAGGCAGAGGCAGCAGGACUCAGCAAGAGAGUGGAUAGAGGGGCCUGGGAAAUAUCAGGAAUGACCCCAGAUUUCUGGUGGGAGCAGCAUCAGGCAAGGUUUGAUGACAAUUAGAAGCAUGUUUUCCUCUGAACUUCCCAACGCCGUUUGUUAUGCAGAAUGUCUCUGAGUGAGAACGCGAUAUUCGCCUACGAAUCUUCAGUGCACAGCACCAAUGUCUUACUCAGCCUCAACGACCAACGAAAGAAAGAUGUGCUGUGUGAUGUCACUGUCUUCGUGGAGGGUCAGCGAUUCCGUGCCCACCGGUCCUUGCUGGCGGCAUGCAGCAGUUACUUUCACUCAAGAAUCGUAGGCCAGGCCGAUGCAGAACUUAACAUUACUCUACCGGAAGAGGUGACAGUUAAAGGAUUUGAACCCUUAAUUCAGUUUGCCUACACUGCUAAACUGAUUUUAAGUAAGGACAAUGUGGAUGAAGUGUACAAAUGUGUGGAAUUUUUAGGUGUGCAUAAUAUUGAGGAAUCCUGCUUUCAAUUUCUCAAAUUUAAGUUUUCGGACUCUGCUGCAGACCAGCAAGAAUGCCCAAGGAAAAAAUGCUUUCCAACACACUGUCAGAAAACAGACCUUAAAUUUUCACUUCUGGACCAGAAGGAUCUAGAAAUUGAUGAAGUGGAGGAAUUUCUGGAAAAUGAAAAUGCUCAGACUCCUCAGUGUAAACUCCGCAGGUAUCAAGGAAAUGCAAAAGUAUCACCUCCCCGACAAGACAAUGCCAGUCAGACUUGCGAGUCCAUGUGCUUAGAAAAAGAUGCUGCUCUAGCUUUGCCAUCUUUAUGCCCCAAAUACAGAAAAUUCCAAAAAGCAUUUGGAACUGACAGAGUCCGUACUGUGGAAUCUAGUGUCAAAGACGUUCAGGCUUCUGUUCAGCCAAAUGCGACAUCGGAAAACGAAUGUCCAGGAGGAGUCCAGAACUGCACAGAUGGACAGGUGAUUUUAAAAUGUGAAGAAGGUAAAUUAGGAAUGGAACAUGAAGAAAUAAAGCAGAAAGAUCCUGCUUCUCAGUGUCCAUCAGAAAAAACAGAAGCGACUCCUUUCUCCCACAGUUCUACAGACCCUCAUGGACUCUAUUCUCUGUCUCUUUUACACACAUACGACCAAUAUGGUGACUUGAAUUUUGCUGGUUUGCAAAGCACAACAGUGUUAACAGAAAAGCCUUUGUCAGGUGCAGAUAUUCCAGAAGAGAAAACAUUUGGUGAAAGUCAAGAUUUGCAUUUGAAAUCUGACUCUGGCCCCAGGGAAGAUGGUAGCCUUGCCUCUAGUGAUCGGAGUAGCGUGGAACGAGAAGUGGCGGAACACCUAGCCAAAGGUUUUUGGAGUGACAUUUGCAGCACAGACUCUCCUUGCCAAAUGCAGUUAUCACCUGCCAUGGCCAAAGAUGCUUCAGAACAGGUCUACCCCCAGAAACGGUCUGAGUGUCCCUGGUUAGGUAUCAGGAUCAGUGAGAGCCCAGAACCAGGGCAGAGGACUUUCACGACAUUAAGUUCGGUCAACUGCCCUUUUAUAAGUACUCUGAGUGCUGAAGGAUGUUCGAGCAAUUUGGAAAUUGGAAAUGACGAUUAUGUUCCAGAACAGCCACAGGAACCUUGUCCUUAUGCUUGUGUGAUUAGCUUGGGAGAUGACUCUGAGACAGAUACAGAAGGAGACAGUGAAUCCUGUUCAGCCAGAGAACAAGAAUGUGAGGUAAAACUGCCAUUUAAUGCACAACGAAUAAUUUCACUCUCUCGAAAUGAUUUUCAAUCCUUGCUGAAAAUGCACAAACUGACUCCAGAACAGCUGGAUUGUAUCCAUGAUAUUCGAAGAAGAAGUAAAAACAGAAUUGCCGCACAGCGCUGUCGCAAGAGAAAACUUGACUGCAUACAGAAUCUUGAAUCAGAAAUCGAGAAGCUGCAAAGUGAAAAGGAGAGCUUGCUAAAGGAGAGAGAUCACAUUUUGUCAACUCUGGGUGAGACAAAGCAGAACCUGACUGGACUUUGCCAGCAAGUCUGUAAAGAAGCAGCUCUAAGUCAAGAGCAAAUACAGAUACUCGCCAAGUACUCAGCCUCAGAUUGCCCUCUUUCAUUCUUAAUUUCCGAAAAAGAGAAAAGUACUCCUGAUGGUGAACUUGCAUUGCCAUCGAUUUUUAAUGUACCCGAUGGACUUCCAGCUGCACUGCCCACCAGUGAGCAGAGCCUUUGCUAUCCCAGUGUGAGAGGAAAUGGCGAGUCUGGCUACGAGAGGGGACAGGCGGCUCCUCAGACUUCCACAGCUGCCUCUGAGCAAGUCGGGCUCCUGGAACAGUGUCGGCAGAGCAGCGGGAUCUCGGAUUUCUGUCAGCAGAUGACUGAUAAAUGUACUACUGAUGAGUAAACUUACAUUCACUGCAUUCACUUCCUACAAACCACCUGAUUUUCUACCGAGGUUUUGGCAUUGUCUUCAAAACCCAGUACCAUCACCUGGCUCUUAAGGAUAUGGUGGUUUUUGUUUUGUUUUGUCUGUUUUUUGUUUUAACCAGUAGUUUGUUGUUAACAGAAUGUCUCUUAAGUCAACUCUGACUUCUCCUUGAUUUUCACAAGAAAUUAUUUAACUCCUGGAUACUGAAAAAAUCACACGUGAAAAUGUAGUAAGCCCUUAAAACUCAUGUUUUAAAGAAGAAUAACUGUCAGUAAUAAUUCCUCCCAGUAUGCAAGUUAAAUAUGAGAAUGAACUAAUGUAGCACAUCAGCCUGGAACAUUUGCAGACAGUUCCUACUAAAGAAGUAGCCUGCAAAAUGUUAAUAAUCCGAUCUUUUUUGCAAUAUACUGGUUUGAAAGAAUAUCUUACCUGAGCAUUGCUGAUAGAGUUCUGUUCUACCAAGAGUAGGUAUAUUUGGAUAGGGAAUAUCUGUAUAGAAGCAGCAUCUUGCCUGAAGCCUAGAGCUUUACUCUUCAGCUCCUACUAAAACCAGAGGUUGGUUGGACUUCACUGUGACUUUUAAACUACAUUGUGAAUAUUUAGUGAGCAGGGGCAGGUGGUUGGCUGAAGGUGGAUGCUUCUGCUCCUCCUCAGUGUCAACUUUAGAAAUUCUGACUGCACAGUAGAUAAGUAUUAUUUUCCUUCUUUUCUUUUUUUCCUCUACCACAUCUGGGCUCAUCGUGAUCUUUCCAUUUCCUGACAUUCUUGUCCCUUUGGAAGAAGAAAGGAGUUGGGAUACAGAGCCAUGAGUAAAUGCAUUGUCCACUUAUUGUAGCCUCCCUGGAAUCCCGGAGUGCUUACCAAAAUACAAGGCUGUUUGCCUUUCCACCGAUGCAGGAAAACCAGACAUCGGGGUAAAGGAAGUUGCUUACUUUCACCGGAAGUUUGUUCAUUUUUUCAUCCUAUUUUUGAAGUCCUGAGGUUUACUCAUGAAAAGCAUUACUAUAGGUAAAGAUGUUAUCUACAACACUGCACAGGUUUGUGAAAUGGGAUGAAAUGUGAGGAAAAAGUAGAUCUUGUUCCAUUGUGGAUUUGAAUUUGGAAAUCAUAUUUAAUCCUUGCUCCCUUCGCUCAAUCUGAUGUGGUCUAAGGGCACAAUCGUUUUGACUUGGGCAUUUUAAAAUCAGUCUUUGUUUCGCCAGCCCCAUUAUACAAUGUAGUUUUUGUAAUCUGAGCACCUACCCCAUAACAUCCUGCAGUGUGGUUCUCAGCUUUGGUGUUACAGACUUGAGAGUCAGAUGAAAGCGAUGGAAUCGCUCAACUAUUAAAAAAAAAAUCCUGUAUACACAUUCACAGAAACAUUUGCAGAGCCCAGUUUUAAAGUGUACAAGAGAAGUAGCACUUGUAUUAGAAAGUACUUUGUUUCACCCAGAUCAGACACUGGAAGGGACACCUUUAGACUGCAUCCGGGAUCUAGGAAGGACCCAUGUGGCCGAUGGGAGGGAAACAACCCACUACAUAUGAAUGAGUCCAAAACAACUAGACAUUUGCCAUGAAAGCAUAUGGGGACCAGUUUUAGUAUUUCUCAGUUAUUUGUCAAACGGUACCCUUUUCGAUGGGUGGGGGAGGGCUUUGGAGGGAAGGAUAUUUCUAGUAUAUAUAUAUAUAUUCAGUGGUUUGUAUGUUAUCCCUGCUGUUGACUUAGUUGUUAUAAGUGGAAGCUAGUUAGGCUAGUUUAUUUUCUAGAGGCUUUCAUAAACACACUCAAAUUUGUCAGGGAGAAGGGAUGCUUCUAUGAUAAAUGCACAUCGUACUACACAGGAAUUGCAAAUAAAUAUCCCCAUGUAGUUAUUUCCUUGAUACUUUCAAUUUUGAUUUUCAGCUUCACAAUAUAAAAUAAUAUAAAGACUUCUCUGGUUUACAAAAUGUAAAAUCUUACACAAGCCAAUGGAAUCCUUGAUUUCCUACCUCAUUGUACACUCAGCUGUUUGUCUUAUCAGUUUAUGUAUGUGCAAACGUCAGAUAAUCUUUUGCUUUAAUUGCCGCUGUAAAUAUCUGCUUGGAAAGGUUACUUACUAUUUUAUGAUAAAACCUAGUUGUCUCUAGAAUUUAAAUAUGAUUUUGAAGGCACUUGGUUUAAAUAUCUCUCCACCUAUAAACAGUUUAGUAUUAAAGGGAUUUAUUUUAAUGAUGUUCUGAUUAUUGGCCAAGUGUAAUAUUUCUUAACAAUAUAGCAUUACUUUUAAUAGCCAGCAUGUGUAAUACAAGUAACUACACUACCUCAUACCCACAUGCUUUUCAAGAUGUAAUACAGAUGGACAGAGAGAAAAAAAAUAUUUUAUCUUUGUCUUUUGGCCAUAAGGUGGGAAGUUUUCUAUAUAUUGCAUAGCAUUACACAUUUCUGCCUACUUUAACAUUAACUUCUAAGGAAGUUUUUUCUAAGAAAAUUUGUUUCAAGUCAAUAUUUUCUUUUGAGACUGCCAAAGACAAAUGACAGGAUUAUGGAUAUACAGUGUAUACCUUUUCCUUCAUGCAGAAUUUUGAAAAGACUAUCAGUUUGUACAUUGCAUAGUUACAUGAUCAUUGUUCCUUAUUUUAUGAACUGGCCCCCUCAGUGCUUGAUGAUUUUUAAAAAGCUGUUAUUAUCUAACUCAGUAAAAUAACAUUACCUUGUUUUUCCCCUUUAUUUAAAUUCUAUAACUAGGGCAAAUAAUUUGCUUAAUUGUUAUAUUCACAACCAAUGUGGAUAUAAUCUUGGUUCUCCAUCUGUAAAUUUCAUAAUAUAAUUUACUAUAGCUUAAUGCUUAACCAGUAACAAAUAAGGAGUUAAAUAUAUUUAAUGCAAUAGACAAUACAGGUUGCAUGUGGACACUCAGCCACAUUAACAACUUGGGAAAAAAGAAUCAAUCAAAUGGCAAUGUUAUAAUGAAUUCUCAGGUGAACUUUUUCAGUUAUGAAACAUCUAUUUUGAAUUUGUAAAUAUUUUAAAUGUUUUAUUAAAGCAUGUGAUAAACUAUUCUUUGAAACUUGUUGGGCAAAAUGAAAAUUUGAAGCCAUAGUGGUAAAACAUGGCAUACUGAUCGUAAAAUAAAGAGAAAUAAUAACA
Messenger RNA from Choloepus didactylus (southern two-toed sloth), 7236 nucleotides. It is a transcript of the gene BACH1, whose product is annotated as BTB domain and CNC homolog 1. The transcript is spliced from 5 exons. NCBI's taxonomy places the organism in Eukaryota, Metazoa, Chordata, Mammalia, Pilosa, Megalonychidae. The coding region runs from base 1866 to 4106 and encodes 746 amino acids. Gene Ontology annotation, molecular function: DNA-binding transcription factor activity, RNA polymerase II-specific; RNA polymerase II cis-regulatory region sequence-specific DNA binding; protein binding. Gene Ontology annotation, biological process: regulation of transcription by RNA polymerase II. The record is from RefSeq and is a predicted model, not a curated record.